Fusarium verticillioides 7600 is the source of this 825-nucleotide messenger RNA. RefSeq lists its product as hypothetical. Bases 1 to 825 code for a protein of 274 amino acids. The record is from RefSeq and is a predicted model, not a curated record. The transcript has 2 exons. NCBI's taxonomy places the organism in Eukaryota, Fungi, Ascomycota, Sordariomycetes, Hypocreales, Nectriaceae.
AUGGUAAGAGCGGUAGAUCGCAGCGUUCGCAACACAGUUGUGAGAGACGAGGAAACACCACUAUUGGGAUCGUCACUCUCUAGACCCCAGAAGAAGUCUUGGAAGGAACGUUUACAACAUGAUGUCUCUUGUUCGUGGGCCGAUGCCGUGUUACUGGCCUGUUACGUUGUGACUGGGCUUCUCGACAGCUCCUCUAUCCAGGUCUGGGGAACAUUCGUGUCUAUGCAGACAGGAAACACUGUAUAUGUCGGUCUCGGGCUGGCAAGCCUUGCGACAUCAACUCCUGGCCCUCGUCUAUACAAAUCCGCCCUUUCUAUUGCAUCUUUCUGUCUCGGCUCGUUCCUAUUCGCCCGCUUCCAUCGGCUUGUCUCUCCCAGACGUCGCUGGGUUCUCUGUGCAUCUUUCACAAUCCAGGCCCUUCUCACAAGCGCAGCUGCGUUGAUCGUUACCCUGCGACCGCCCGGUCCGAACACAGAUAGCCUGGCAUGGAACGUAUUGAUGCCGAUCGCUCUCAUGGCCUUCCAGAGCUGUGGACAAGCUGUAGCCAGUCGAGCUCUGAAGCAGAACGCUCUUAUCAGCCUGGUCCUGACAAGUGUGUAUUGCGACUUAUUCUCCGACAAAGAGCUGUUCGCAUUGGACAACGUGUCGAGGAAUCAGCGAGCAGCUGCGCCAACGCUACUACUUGUCGGUGUGAUAGCCGGCGGGUUGUUUGCGCAAAGCUCUGUCGGCAUUGCGGGAGCCUUAUGGAUCGCCGCAGGGUUAAAACUGUGCAUGGUAAUCGCAUGGUUCCUGUGGCGCUCAGAGGAAGAAACGGAGGAGAAUUAG